Bipolaris sorokiniana ND90Pr is the source of this 949-nucleotide messenger RNA. RefSeq lists its product as uncharacterized. The record is from RefSeq and is a predicted model, not a curated record. The transcript has 2 exons. NCBI's taxonomy places the organism in Eukaryota, Fungi, Ascomycota, Dothideomycetes, Pleosporales, Pleosporaceae. Bases 120 to 740 code for a protein of 206 amino acids.
AGCAAGAUUAGAAAGCAUUUCCGUUCACCGUUUACCGUUUACUGUUUUUGAGAAACCGAAAUCCAUACUGAUACAUCUUUCCUAGAACAACCCCCAGAUAAAAGCAAAACAACUAUACCAUGGAUGGACUACAGACUUUGCAACAGGAGAGCAGCGUUUCUCAAAUGUUCAACCAAACCGGUAAGCACACUUACCACACCUUCCAAACCAACGAACUCCUAAGCACGUACAGCAUCAAAGACCUCAACCGCCUGGUCCAUGGCCCCAAUAUCCACGCGAUAAACUGGACCCCGGCAGUAACAAACGUCCACACAGGCGCUACGACCACAGUCCGCCAUCACUGCAGCCAAGGCUCCCACGGGUGGUACCGCUGCGGCCUGCAGCAAAUGGUCAUGUCGACCGCAUGUAAAAAACAUCGGGAUGAUGAGAUGCGGAAAGUAUUCGACAAGCUGCGAAAGGGCUAUCCUGUAUAUGGGUGGGAGCUAAACAGACCAGACAGGGAGGAAUCAAAUGUAUGCUCCGAGACGAAGAUGGAAGCCAUUGUAGAGGCGUCUAAGGCGGAAGAGGAAGAGCUCGAGAAGCAGAUUGAGGAGAGGGGGGAGGUAGAUGAAAGUGUUUUUGUGUAUGCACAGAUGAAGAAACGAGAAGAGGCGCAGAUGAAGGAAAGAAUGUGGCAGAGGAAGGAUGAGAAAGAGAGGGCAAGGCUUGGGAAGCAAGGAAUUUCGGAGCGGGAACAAUAACUUGAGGUGUUCCUGAACAAGUAGGUAUGAAAUCCCGCGCCAGUCGCACCUCCAUUUCCCGCAAGGUGAGUGAUAGUUCUUAUGGCGAACGAAAUACUCUGCUACCCUUUUGGUAAGAGAAUUUCGUAGGAACUGAUAAUAUGGUAUAUAUGAGAGUGGUCGGGGCGAGAAUGUGUAGCCUCUGCUUUGUCCCAAGAACUAGAAACGGG